UCCGCUAUCGUCACUGAUUGUCACGUACACUUCCGGUGUAAUGUUUGACAUUUCUGCCUUCUGUGCAUCGUAUUAUAGUAUUUGUCACUAUCGCAAGUAUUGCAAUAUAUAUUAAAUUAAGGAUUCAAUUACAAAAAUCAUGCUUGUGUUAGUCCUAGGAGAUUUGCAUAUUCCGCAUAGAUGUAGCAGUCUCCCGAGUAAAUUCAAGAAGUUAUUGGUACCAGGAAGAAUACAGCACAUCUUGUGCACUGGUAAUCUUUGCACAAAAGAAUCUUACGAUUAUCUCAAGACAUUAGCCAGCGAUGUACAUGUAGUCAGAGGGGAUUUUGACGAGAAUUUAAAUUAUCCAGAACAAAAGGUAGUUACUGUGGGCCAAUUUAGAAUAGGGCUUUCCCAUGGGCAUCAAGUAGUACCAUGGGGUGAUCCAGAAUCUUUAGCUUUGAUACAGAGGCAAUUAGAUGUCGACAUUCUUAUAUCCGGCCACACACAUAAAUUUGAAGCUUACGAGCAUGAAAAUAAAUUUUACAUCAAUCCUGGUUCAGCUACUGGAGCUUACAACCCUUUGGAUACAUCAGUUAUACCAUCAUUUGUAUUAAUGGAUAUUCAAAGUUCAACAGUGGUUACAUAUGUAUAUCAGCUGGUCGGAGACGAAGUUAAGGUAGAAAGAAUUGAAUACAAAAAGAGUUAGAGCUAAUAGAAUCUCUCAAAUAUGUCCUUAUUAUCAAAUAUCUCCUUAUGGACUAUCCACCAUUCAAUAAGAAUGCAAUUAUAUACAUCAAUAUUCGAUACAUCAAUAUUCGAAUAUCGGAUAUACUCUUGGAUUAAUUAACUAGCAUUUAAGUAAUUAUUAAAUCAUAUAUUUGUUGUAAAUAAAAUGAUAUCAAUAUAUUAUU
Messenger RNA from Pogonomyrmex barbatus (red harvester ant), 893 nucleotides. RefSeq names its product vacuolar protein sorting 29 (gene Vps29). Gene Ontology annotation, biological process: retrograde transport, endosome to Golgi. NCBI's taxonomy places the organism in Eukaryota, Metazoa, Arthropoda, Insecta, Hymenoptera, Formicidae. The record is from RefSeq and is a predicted model, not a curated record. Gene Ontology annotation, cellular component: retromer complex.